Molecule: messenger RNA, 1871 nt
Organism: Branchiostoma floridae (Florida lancelet)
Lineage: Eukaryota; Metazoa; Chordata; Leptocardii; Amphioxiformes; Branchiostomatidae
Product: 3-oxoacyl-[acyl-carrier-protein] reductase FabG-like
Exons: 9
Coding region: 54-950 (298 amino acids)
Molecular function (GO): oxidoreductase activity
Source: RefSeq, a predicted model, not a curated record
CUUGCUUACACCCAUGCAGCGAGGUCAAGCCAGGACAAACGGUGUUCCGGCGUAUGACCUGUCGUAGAGAAGGCUGCGCAGAACGGAUGCGCAUAGAGCUCUGCGGUUCGACUGCUUUCAGCAGAGCUCGUGCACUCAGGAAUCAUUUGAAGGGCGACAUGGCGUCCAAACAGGUGGUGUCCCUGGCCGGAAAGGUGGCCCUCAUCACUGGAGCCAGUUCUGGCAUCGGAGCAGCCACCAGCCGUCUGUUCGCCAACCUUGGAGCCCAGCUCACACUGACGGGGAGAAAUGCACAGAACCUGGAGACAGUGGCAGGGGACUGUGGAAAGGAGACGGAGAGCAAGCCUCACCUGGUGACAGGUGACAUCUGUGAUGAGUCUGUGGCCGAGCGCCUUGUGGCUGAGACCAUGGAGCGGUUCGGACGUCUGGAUAUCCUGGUAAACAAUGCAGGAAUCCUGAAUAUGGGAACCAUGCACAACACUUCUCUGGAGGCAUUUGAUAACAUUUUCAAAGUCAAUGUCAGGUCUAUGUUCGUUCUGACACAGCUCGCCGUUCCUCACAUUGUAAAGAGCCAAGGCUGCAUCGUGAACGUCUCCAGCGUUAAUGGUCUACGAGCUUUUCCAGGUCUAGUUGCCUACAACAUGACCAAGAGUGCGGUGGACCAGUUCACAAGGAGCCUUGCCUUGGAACUUGCUCCUGAUAAUGUCAGAGUCAAUUCUGUAAACCCUGGGGUAGUUAUAACUGAACUUCAGAAAAGAGGGGCUGGUCUUGAUGAAGAGGCCUAUGCUAAGUUUCUUGAACGUACGAAGAUGACACAUGCUCUUGGCCGUCCCGGACAACCGGAGGAGGUGGCACGAACAAUCGCGUUUCUAGCGUCUCCGAGCGCAUCGUUCAUCACCGGGGCAACACUACCUGUUGACGGAGGCAGACAUGCCAUGUGUCCACGCUAGCCUUGUUAUGAGCACUUCUUCUUGCCAACAGGAGUUAGAGACUUGAAACUUUCCAGGGUAGAAGAGAGGAUAACCUCUACUUGAAGGCAGUACCACUCACAAGUGGUGCAUUGGAACAGGGACUGCUACCUGUAGAGUGUUUGGCUCUUUGGUUAACUGCAGAAAACUGCACAAAGAGCAUUUGUAGUGUCAUCUCCCCACUGCGCUGUUGGAUCACAUAUUUUUCCAUCCCUCACUCUUCUCCUAAUCUGUAUUUUAGUGAUACAGUCCUAAUGUAUGUGCUGUAUUUACCAAAUGUACUGUAUCUAUUCCCAUACCCCUUUAUGGACUACAUUUGAUACCUCAAGAAGGUUACAAAAGAGACCUUCUUGGAUACAUGUUACAAUAUCAGAAGAGCUUGUAAUUUGUAACAUUCUGCUGCCUUUGAAGUACAAGAUAGAACAUUGGUGCAAGUAGAAGAAGCUUACCAAUAUUUACUAUUACAUUGUGUACAUGUAUGAUAAUAAAAAUAAAUGUGUAAUGCCUCUUUGUAUCAAAGAUGUAAUUUCUUUAUGUGCCAAAUUCUGUUUGAUAUCUCCUGUAGACACCAUCACACUUACUGUGUGCUCAAGAAUGACAGGAGUUUGGUCUUGAUGGUAGAUGUUAUUGAUAUGCUUUCAGAGCAGUCCUCAGUGGUCUUUUAUCACGUGAACAUUAGAUAUGUGUGAUAACUGAAAACUGUGUUUUUCUUAGUCUUUUUUAGCAUAAAUAUAAAAUGAAACAUAGAAUACAAUUGUGGGCAAUAGCAAAAAAUACUGAAUUUUAAGUUAGCACUUUAAAAGAAGCAUGUUAUUCUCUAAAUAUAUAGUUUUCUAUCUUCUUGCCACCAUCUAUUUUUAUGCAGAUGUUUGCUAGUGAAUUGGUAGAUGAUAAGAUGAUAAA